Peniophora sp. CBMAI 1063 is the source of this 483-nucleotide messenger RNA. The record is from the annotation of a GenBank genome assembly. Lineage: Eukaryota; Fungi; Basidiomycota; Agaricomycetes; Russulales; Peniophoraceae.
AUGGCCAACUCUUCAACCCCUGCUCAUUCUGGAAAUCAGUCCUCGCAUCUCCCUGUCCAUGAGCAGGACAAAGGAACGGCCUCCAACCCUUCCACCUCGCAUCUCCCUGUCCAUGAGCAGGACAAAGGAACGGCCUCCAACCCUUCCAACUCUUCACCCUGGCCGUGGUUGCGUCCAGCCAGGCAUUAUCCACUGGAGAGCAUUCUCUGGCCACUGCCGGAGAUGCAUGGCGUUGUUAGCAAAGAUGGGAUGGGAGCUGCUGAGCGUCAGGGCCUAGCUCAGGACAAGGGAGAUCUCGAGGACUUGCCGGACCUCGUGGAUCUGCCAGACCCCCAGGUACCGCCGGAACUGUGCGCCGUUGUCAGCGCCAGCCCUGCUGGAUGUCAGCACGCGGUUGCCGCUAGAGUAGACCUCAAGGGCCUGCCUGAGACGCAUGGAAUCCUCAGCGGAGAUACGACAGACACCACUAAGAGCCGGGCAUAG